UCCAUACCAACCUACUCCUUCAGUUCUUAUCCAGUUUGUUGAGAAAUCAUGUCUGGAGUCAAAGGUGGUUGUGGUGGAGGGGGUGGAUAUUAUGGCAGUGGAGGCAGUGGAAUAGGAGGAUCCUCACAACAAUACAUAAGUACUAACCCAUGUGCACCAGUUCAGCAACUCCAAGGUAACCAGGGAUGUGCAGGCACUGUUACCACUUGCCAACAAGGUCAGGUUGGCCAGAUAAGUGGAGGUUGCGCAGGAGGUGCUGGAGGAACUUAUGGAGCAAGUAAUAUCAGCCAGAUUAGUGGCAUCGGUGGAUGCGGAGCAGGUGGCAUCAGCCAGAUUAGUGGAAGUGGCAUCAGUGGAAGCGGAGUAGGCAUCAGCCAGAUUAGUGGAAGUGGCAUCAGUGGAUGCGGAGCAGGUGGCAUCAGCCAGAUUAGUGGAAGUGGCAUCAGUGGAUGCGGAGCAGGUGGCAUCAGCCAGAUUAGUGGAAGUGGCAUCAGUGGAAGCGGAGUAGGCAUGAGCCAGAUAAGUGGAAGUGGCAUCAGUGGAUGCGGAGCAGGUGGCAUCAGCCAGAUUAGUGGAAGUGGCAUCAGUGGAUGCGGAGCAGGUGGCAUCAGCCAGAUUAGUGGAAGUGGCAUCAGUGGAUGCGGAGCAGGUGGCAUCAGCCAGAUUAGUGGAAGUGGCAUUGGUGGAAGUGGAGCAGGUGGCAUCAGCCAGAUUAGUGGAAGUGGCAUCAGUGGAUGCGGAGCAGGCAUCAGCCAGAUUAGUGGAAGUGGCAUCAGUGGAUGCGGAGCAGGUGGCAUCAGCCAGAUUAGUGGAAGUGGCAUUGGCGGAUGUGGAACAGGUGGCAUCAGCCAGAUUAGUGGAAGUGGCAUUUGUGGAAGCGGAGCAGGUGGCAUCAGCCAGAUUAGUGGAAGUGGCAUCAGUGGAUGCGGAGCAGGUGGCAUCAGCCAGAUUAGUGGAAGUGGCAUUGGCGGAUGCGGAACAGGUGGCAUCAGCCAGAUUAGUGGAAGUGGCAUUGGCGGAUGUGGAACAGGUGGCAUCAGCCAGAUUAGUGGAAGCGGAGGCUGCUGCAGCAGCCAGACGAGUGGAAGCUACAAUAUUGGAGGAAGCUAUGGCUCAGGCUGUGGAGGAGGAGUCAAAAAAUGAAGAUCUCAAGAUCAAGAUUAGAAUUGUAAAGCAUAAUUAAAAAAAUCUUUGUUAAAACAACAUUGGAAAAGAUUGGAAAAAUCUUUCAUAUAGUAAUUUUGCUGUUGAACAUAAUGUAAAGUUCACUUUAUUAAUCUGAAUAAACAUAUUGAUUAAAGUAA
This is a messenger RNA of Xenopus tropicalis (tropical clawed frog), 1304 nucleotides long. RefSeq names its product acanthoscurrin-2. NCBI's taxonomy places the organism in Eukaryota, Metazoa, Chordata, Amphibia, Anura, Pipidae. The record is from RefSeq and is a predicted model, not a curated record. The transcript is spliced from 6 exons. The coding region runs from base 49 to 1143 and encodes 364 amino acids.